CGUGUUGGUUAUUUGUUGUUUGUUGUGGCACAGUGUCCCGACGAACGCGCCACUGAUCGUACUCCUCUCGUCACCGUCAUGUAAAACCUUUUUUCUCUUCGUUUCAUCCGCGAUUCUUCGUGUCCUUUUAGUCGCUUUUCACUCCGAAUCUUAUCGCCGGUUACUUCAUUAUUUUGUUUAUUUUGUUUGAUGCACACACGUUUUACAUAUGAAAAAUAUAUUACAUAGCUACAUUUCGCGCACAUAUUACAUCGUAUUGAAUGUCCGCCGUACACUCGCACACGGUAUACCUAGACAGUGUGGUUCAGCCGAAUGCGAAUUGUCAAAAACCCGCUAAAGAUCGAAACAGACGACACCGAACCGUACAUUUAGCACACGGUAGCACCUGUCGGCCGAGGAAUUUAAAUGCUGGGCGAUUGAUCACAAGGUGAUCCGAUGAUGUCGUCUAUGAAACCGGCUCCACUGCAGUUUGUCAAGCUGGCACCGUCCGAUCUCUAUCGUUCGGCGCAAGACCAGCUGAACAAAACGGCUGCAGUGGUCGUCAAGCCAAAACCAAAAGAAUUUGAUGCCGAAUGGCAAUCGGACUUGGACAAUUGGAAAAGUAACAGGAGAAAACAGCAGGAACACAUUAUUGAGCGACUUGUCGAGGUAAAGAAAUUUGAAACGGAUAGGUUGGACGAUGGGUUCCGGAAAAGGAGCAAAACGUUUAACGAGAUGAUACAAGAAAGGGGUAGAAGCGGCCGAUUGAGGAGUUUGCCCGCCCUGUAYCAGGAUGACGACGACGGCAACGAUCUCAGCGACCUCGGCCUGAGCACGGGUAAGAAGAACUGCGUUGACGAUUAYGAUGAAGAAAAGGUUCCAGGGCGGGAUCACGCGUCAGAGGACAAUCGCAGUCGUUCGGCGGACGGUGGUGCUGCCGAGGGUCGCGUACUGCACAAACUCGGUAGCCGUACUGAAGCUCUAGCUGAAGAGGACCACGAGGAAGAAGACGUGUUCCGCGGAGCCGAAGAACCUGCGGCUGUGGCCGUCCGAGUGGCGACAGUGCAGACAAUUGCCGCUGUCCCUCCAACGGUGACUGCAGAAUCGACGGUGACCGAAAACGGAUACGACCGGGCAAUCAAGGACUACGUCGAUUUCGCCGAAUCCAAGCGGACUUCCGUGGUCAAGUGCGAAGAGCAGCAGCUGCCAYGUCGUAAGCCCGCCGUGGCCGAGAUAAGGCGUCGGAUGUCGGCGCCCAAAAUCGAGGAGAAAGUCAUGUUGCUCAAGACCCGAUCGCAGUCCACAAGAGACUUGAACGCUGCAACCGCCGUCACCGGUGAACUGCCCAAGGUAGACAUUGGCAAGCGCCGAGAGAUAUUCGAGAAGAUUUGYUCGGAGACGAAAGCCGCUGACGUGCAGCACAAUGUCKCGGCUAGACAACCGUCGCUCGCGAAGAAAAAGUCUGUCAAAGCGUCGCCGACAGCAUCGCCACCUGAAAGUGUCGCCGCUGCCAACGCGGACGGUUUCCUACAACAAGUGGUCGAAGACAUUCCUUUGCCCGAAUCUCCGCCCGAAUCACCGUUGCCAAGAACAGAUCCAUCUAAAGUCGUGGAGCCGCAAGGGGAGCAGCAAGUGACGUACAGCAGCGAGGAAGAAAUAUUGGAACACCGCGGUCUGGCCGUUGACUCGGAAGCGGAGAUUGAAACGUCGACAGCGGUGGAGGAGGAGGAAGAGGAGAUGCUGGUCGAAGAAGAAAAGCCAAUAGUAGCGCUGGAAAAAGAACGCGUUUGCUUGGUAGAGGACGAGUAUCACCAUCAUCUGCAGMACAUUCACCACCAUCAGCAGCUCUCGUCCCUUUCCGAUCUAGUCAGCCGGCACUCGAUCGACAGCUUGGACCAGGAAUGUGGUCAGACGGCUGAAGACCCGGACGAUGGUAACUAUCCGGGUUCUUGUCUGAGCGCGGAAGACAGCGGCGUGCACACCGAGGAUAUGUCGAGCUGCGUUAGCCAAGCYGACGACGAGGAACGGUCCAACUUGCAGCCGAGUCCCGUGCUGCAGCAACAGACGCCGAACGUCGUCCAACAGCACGUCGACGACACGUACAACAUGGUACUCGAAUUGACGCCCAUCAACGCAUUGGAACCACCCAAAGAGAAACCGCCUCCGCCACCCGUAGACGCGUAUCCAGACGACGAUGGCCAGGUGCAAUUGCCGCUAGAACCCGCCGUAGACAGCUUGGAGUCAGCCAAACGCAUUAAGAAAGAAAUGUGGAUGAAACGUUCCAGUUUCCUUGGCCUGGAAGAAUACACGAACGGCAACGCCAGCUACGAGCACGAUUUGGAAAACUUGAAGUCGAAACCGCCCGAUUUAACGUCGUUUUUGGAGGAGGAACGUCGACUGGAAAAAUUGUUGUACAACCAGAACAAACCCGAAAGGCAACCACACGACACAACCAGGAUUUACGAGAACGUUAACAGCAUUCCGUCGCAGAACGUKUACGUAGACGACGGUGGCGACAGCGAGAGCAGUCAGUAUAUGAGGGACAUAUUGCAAGUGGAAGAGCAGAGUCGAUGUAAUCAGUUGAAGAACAAAGCUGCUCAAAACAACAUAGGCGAAAAAUUAGUGAAAAAGUUAAAAGAACUCGAAGAGGAUCUAAACAAUCAAGAGUGCGCUCGGGUCGGAUCGGCACACUGGUUGCCGCCGCCCACUCGUCACUCUAUGCAAGACAUCUCGUCAACUGCGUCCGUCACGAAUGCCAGACCGCAGCCACCUGCAGCACUAGACCACACUCAGUCCAUGCCAAACUUGGAGCAACAGCAGCCCGUUCACAGCACCAGUCAACACCAUCAUCCCGAAGAUUUCACUUGGUCUUCUCAGAACGGUUGUCCCAGACCGGCCCAGCCGAGCGUCUACGCCAAGAGAAAGCCGAUCAACAGUCAGUCGGAAAAAUACAACUACCAACACUGGCUCAUUCAAGAAGCCGAACACCGCCGUUUGGUCGACCGGUGUAACCGUCAAGUGCCGCCGGGCGCAAUAGCGUCAAACCAACCGCGUUCGCGCACCAGACCGUCUAUACCGCCACCUCCACCGCCGGCGCACAACAAAAAACCUUUGCCCGACUCAGUCAUUAACACACUGACUCAGCGUGUGCAAGACCGUUUGUCGUUCAACGACUUUCACAGGUGAUUUCCGUUUAACAACAACAACCAGGGGCGAACGCAGGA
Molecule: messenger RNA, 3203 nt
Organism: Diuraphis noxia (Russian wheat aphid)
Lineage: Eukaryota; Metazoa; Arthropoda; Insecta; Hemiptera; Aphididae
Gene: smash
Product: smallish
Biological process (GO): regulation of focal adhesion assembly; positive regulation of stress fiber assembly
Cellular component (GO): stress fiber
Molecular function (GO): myosin II head/neck binding
Source: RefSeq, a predicted model, not a curated record